AUGACAACCUCGCUGACUACGCCAUUGAAUCCCAUUAUCGGCUACACAAUAGCCAGUUCGUACAGAAUUGGUGCCAAGAUUGGGUCUGGCUCAUUUGGCGAAAUACAUAAAGGCAUAGAAGAGGCGUCAGGCGAAGAAGUGGCCAUCAAGCUGGAAAAGGUGACAGCAAAGCAUCCACAAUUAGAGUACGAAUUUAGAGUGUACAAAGCUAUUGCAGGCGGAACAGGCAUACCCAGAGUGAGACACUUUUCAACAGAGAACAACUAUAACAGCAUGGUCAUGGAUAAAUUGGGCCCCUCAUUGGAAGACCUGUUCAACUUUUGCAAGCGAAAGUUUACGCUCAAGACAGUGUUGAUGUUGGCUGAUCAGAUGCUCACACGAAUUGAAUAUUUGCAUUCCAAGAAAUUCAUCCAUCGAGACAUCAAACCAGACAACUUUCUAAUGGGUCUUGAUGGCUACAAUUAUUUGGUACAUUUGAUUGAUUUCGGGCUGGCGAAGCGAUAUAAGGACUCUAGAACAAACCAACAUAUACCGUGGAAAGAAGGCAAAAACCUGACUGGCACUGCUCGAUAUGCCAGUGUUCACACGCAUCUUGGACGGGAGCAAUCACGUAGAGACGAUCUAGAGUCUUUGGGCUAUGUCCUGGUAUAUUUCUUCCGAGGUUCAUUGCCAUGGCAAGGGUUGAAGGCCAAGACGAAAAAGCAAAAAUACGACAUGAUCAGUAACCGCAAAGUGACAACACCUCUGGAUAAACUGUGCAAGGACAUGCCAUUCGAGUUUAUGACAUACAUUGAUUACACGAGGAAAUUAACAUUUGAUGGCCAGCCUGACUACAACUUUCUGAGGGAUUUGUUUAGAAAGGUGUCGAUUCGUGAAGGCAUUAAGCUUGAUCUCAAGUUUGACUGGUUGGUCAUCAUGAUGGAAAACGAUAAGCAGAUCAGCAAAGGCAUCAAUCCGAUCGAGACACCAGCAGCCAAGCAGCAGGUCAUUUAA
Mucor velutinosus is the source of this 993-nucleotide messenger RNA. RefSeq lists its product as uncharacterized. Gene Ontology annotation, biological process: peptidyl-serine phosphorylation; endocytosis; signal transduction. The transcript is spliced from 5 exons. Bases 1 to 993 code for a protein of 330 amino acids. Lineage: Eukaryota; Fungi; Mucoromycota; Mucoromycetes; Mucorales; Mucoraceae. The record is from RefSeq and is a predicted model, not a curated record. Gene Ontology annotation, molecular function: protein serine/threonine kinase activity; ATP binding. Gene Ontology annotation, cellular component: nucleus; cytoplasm.